AUGUUGCCGUACUUGUUCCCUGACCUGGCCGCCUUUGCAACAGUAGCUGACCUCAUCACUCACCUCCGCACUAAUCACACCCGCUACAACGCUGCGCUUCCCUCCGAGUUUCGCGCCAAGAAACCCCCCCCCAUGUACAUCACCCUCUUCUACCUCGUCACCUGUCUCCCUGACUCUCUUCGCUCAAUCAGGGACCACUUUCUCUCCCUUUGCCCCACCGAGCUCACUGUCGACUUGCUCGAGGAGCACCUCACUGCAGCUGAGACUAGCAUAGUCACUGUAGGAGCUUCUCGCCGUGACCCUCGCGCCCCUUUCCUUGAGGGGUGUUCCCCCGUUCCCCUUUUGCUCUCUGUUGCUUCUGCUGCUGCUAUCGACCUCGUUGGCACCGAGGAGGUCGGGGCUGCGUCUGCUCCUAGUGGAAGGUGCCGCAACGGCAAGGGCAAGGGGGGCAAGGGUGGUGGAGGGGACGGCGGGGGCAGCGGUGGUGGCGGUGGAGGAGGCGGAGGGGGUGGGGGUGGGGUGGGGGUGGUGGCGGGAGUGGGAGCGUCAGUGGCGGCGGUGGAGGUGGGGGCGGCAGCGGCAGCGACAGUGGGGGUGGCGGCGGCGGUGGUGCUGGUCGGGGUGGAGCUGCGCAGCAUGGAGGCUUUGGUGGUAGCCAACGACAGCAGCAGCCGCGUUCCCGUGAGGCCCCGUCGCCCCAGCAGCUUUGUGAGUGGUACGCUGGGCGUAAGAGGUCUGGGGGUGCUGGUCCCUGCGCUUACGCUCUCCGCACCGCCGAGCGCCGUGGGGAGACGUAUAGAGGCUGCUGCUCUAGGUGCUAGUGAGUCUGCUGCUCCAGGUACUAGUGAGUCUGCUCCCUCAGGUACUGCGUUUGCUGAGGCCUUGCACACCUUCACGCUUGACUCAAGUGCUUCCCGCUCCUUCUUUCGCGACAGCACCACACUCACACCGCUUAGUCGGCCGGUUGCUGUCUCCCUGGCGGACCCCUCUGGGGGCCCAGUCCUUGCGCACUCCUCUACGGUACUGCCGUGUUCGGCGGUCCCGUCUAACUCACUGUCAGGUCUUCACCUCCCCUCGUUCUCUACGAACUUGGUGAGUGGAGCUGACCUCCAAGACGUGUGGGUUGACCAGUUCACUCCUAGAGGUCAGCGGGUGACCCACUGUACCUGUACUCGGACGGGCUGCCACCUGGUCACAUUCACCCGUCGCAAUGGGUCGAGCCUGUACACACUGACUACUAAGACUCCUCCGGUUGCUGAGUCUGGUCAAGUAGCCGCGUUGGGUUAG
Messenger RNA from Closterium sp. NIES-65, 1287 nucleotides. NCBI's taxonomy places the organism in Eukaryota, Viridiplantae, Streptophyta, Zygnematophyceae, Desmidiales, Closteriaceae. The record is from the annotation of a GenBank genome assembly.